UGGGACCAUUUGAAACUCAGCAUAAGCCCAAGUUCCCGGGCUUCAAUCUUUCACUUCAGAGAAAGCGGCUUACGGCGUUCACCCACAAUGGUCUCUCUCUUCCUCUCUCAUGGCUUCUCCCAGAAUUCUACUAUGCGGGGACGUUUUAGGCCGUCUCAACCAGCUCUUCAAGCGAGUCAACUCUGUAAACAAAUCAGCGGGUCCUUUCGAUGCUCUUUUUUGCGUGGGUCAGUUCUUCCCCGAUGAACCAGAUCGGCUUGAUGAAUUAAUGGACUACGUUGAACGCCGGGCCCAAGUUCCUCUCCCGACUUACUUCAUCGGCGAUUACGGAGUUGGUGCACCCAAGGUUUUGUCGGCUGUUUCGAGAAACUCCGCUAACCAAGGUUUCAAAAUGGACGGUUUCAAGGUUUGCGACAAUUUGUUUUGGUUAAAAGGCAGCGGGAAGUUCACUUUCCAUGGUUUGUCUGUGGCUUACUUAUCCGGUAGGCAGUUGUCUAAUGGGCAACAGUUUGGAACAUAUAGUCAAAUUGACAUUGACACCCUACGAGCAUUCGCCGAGGAACCUGGAAUAGUUGAUUUCUUUUUAAGUAAUGAAUGGCCAAGUGGUAUCACAAAUAGAGCCACUGUAUCAGAUAUCCCUGCAGGAAUCUCAGAUUCUUCUGGCAGUGAUUCCACUGUCUCCCAACUAGUUGCAGAGAUCAAACCACGCUAUCACAUUGCAGGUACUAAGGGUGCAUAUUAUGCUCGUGAACCUUAUUUAAAUGUUGAUGCUGUACAUGUAACUCGGUUCUUGGGUCUUGCAUCUGUUGGGAAUAAAGAGAAACAGAAAUUUCUUCAUGCGCUUUCUCCAACUCCAUCAUCUGCCAUGGCAGCUGCUGAGAUCAGUGCAAAGCCACCAAAUACUACCUUAUCACCGUAUACAUUAGUUGACCAAGUGGAUCGUCGUAAAGAAACCACAAAGAGAGCUAGUGAUAUUGAACUUGAUUCGCAAUACUGGAGAUAUGAUGUGUCGAACAAACGACAAAAGCAUGGGAAUGGUGAUACUAAUAAGGUGUGUUUUAAAUUUAUAUCCUCUGGAACUUGUCCGCGUGGAGAAAAGUGCAACUUCCCACAUGAUGCUGAUGCAAGGGAACAAUUUUUGAGAGGUGUUUGUCUUGACUUUAUUAUCAAAGGAAAGUGUGAAAAAGGCCCUGCUUGCAACUUUAAGCACAGUUUACAGGAUGAUGGUGAGAAUCAUUCUCGAAAAAGACCGGGAUCUAGCAAUACUAAUGCUAACAGAUCAAAAGAGUGCUGGUUUUGUUUGUCAAGCCCAAAUGUGGAGUCACAUCUGGUAACAAGUAUAGGAGAGAAUUUCUACUGUGCACUAGCGAAAGGCCCACUUGUCCAAGAUCACGUACUGAUAAUUCCAGUUGAACAUAUGCCAAAUACUCUUUCUCUCCCAGCAGAUAGUGAAACUGAACUUGGCAAAUUCCAGAACAGUCUGAAGUUGUAUUAUAAAAACCAGGGAAAAGAAGCAGUGUUCUUUGAAUGGAUAUCAAUACGUGGCACCCAUGCCAACCUUCAGGCUGUACCUGUUCCAUCAUCCAAAGCAGCUGUUCUUAAAGACAUUUUUACUUUGGCAGCUGAAAAGUUGGGUUUUGAAUUUGUUACAAAAAAAUUCAGCAAUAAUUCCGAGGGGAGAAAAUGGUUGAGGACACAGUUUGAUAAGAAUUUUAGCUGCUUCUAUGUGGAACUGCCUGAAGGUUCAAUCCUAUUACAUUUAAUUGAAGAGAAUGAGAAGUUUCCUGCCCAAUUUGGUCGUGAGGUUGUGGCUGGCCUAUUGAACGUGGCUGAUAGGGCUGAUUGGAGGAAUUGUACAAUUGGCAAAGAUGAGGAAACAAAACUGGCUGAAAAUUUCAAAAAACGGUUUCAAGUAUUUGAUCCAAGUCAAUGAUUUUUCGAAAGAAAGGAACAAGCCUGUUGUCAUAAAAAUGUGCGUCAUUAGGAAGUUCCUAAUGAAUGAGCUUGGAAGGAUGUUGAACCCCUGGCGUGGUUUGGUUCAGGGCAUCUUCACAGUCCCACUUGGAAUCUCUGGCUAAGUUGCAGAUGAGGAAGAUAUUAAACCUUUCCUCAUCACUAAUUUUGUUUUGGUUCAAAUCUCCUUUUAUGAGUCGAAAUUUCAUCAAAAACUUGUUUCCAUUGUCUGUUUUAAUUGCCUCUUAUAUGUAUGAUAUAUCUUCUGUCUUUUUAAAACUGAUCAAUUGGACAUUACAGCUCAUUGGCUAUGGUUGCUAAUUUUAUGUACUCUUUGAUCUUCUCUUCUCAGGGGAAAAUAGGAAAAAGACAAAAGGGGUAGAACUUGCUGGAUGGAUUUUGAAAAAAAUUACAAAUAAUUAUUAAUUUAUGUAGUUUGAUUAUGGCAUGCUUAUUACUUGAA
Messenger RNA from Gossypium arboreum, 2416 nucleotides. Its product is annotated as zinc finger CCCH domain-containing protein 64. Gene Ontology annotation, cellular component: post-mRNA release spliceosomal complex. NCBI's taxonomy places the organism in Eukaryota, Viridiplantae, Streptophyta, Magnoliopsida, Malvales, Malvaceae. Gene Ontology annotation, molecular function: RNA lariat debranching enzyme activator activity; metal ion binding. Bases 110 to 1933 code for a protein of 607 amino acids. Gene Ontology annotation, biological process: mRNA splicing, via spliceosome. The transcript is spliced from 10 exons. The record is from RefSeq and is a predicted model, not a curated record.